Molecule: messenger RNA, 1337 nt
Organism: Xylona heveae TC161
Lineage: Eukaryota; Fungi; Ascomycota; Xylonomycetes; Xylonales; Xylonaceae
Product: Per1-like protein
Exons: 4
Coding region: 6-992 (328 amino acids)
Biological process (GO): GPI anchor biosynthetic process
Cellular component (GO): endoplasmic reticulum membrane
Molecular function (GO): hydrolase activity, acting on ester bonds
Source: RefSeq, a predicted model, not a curated record
GAGCAAUGGGUGGCAGUCAAUGGAAGCAGAAGGGGGCUGUUGCUCUCUUUCUUUUCCUUUGUUUCAUCCAGUGCUCUUUUGCUUCAACUGGCGAUAGGCUCCCUGAAUUUAAAGAAUGCGUACAAAUAUGUGAACGACAAAAUUGUAACGCUGGAUUUUCUCUACCGCUCCAUCUCCGAUUGCUUCUCUGGACCUGCCCGGCCGAAUGCGAUUACACCUGCCAGCAUAUCAUCACUGACCUCCGACUGACUGCUGAGCCUCCGAUCGCGAAUCCUGUCGUGCAAUAUCAUGGGAAAUGGCCAUUCUACCGAUUCUUGGGCAUGCAGGAGCCCUUUUCGGUGCUCUUCUCCGCGCUGAAUUUACUCGCUCAUUACCAGGGAAUAUCGAAGAUUCGUGGAGUGAUACCAGACCAGUACCCGCUACGGAAGUAUUAUUUUACAUUGGGAUAUUUUGGCAUAGCAAGCUGGGUCUUUAGCAUGAUCUUUCAUACUCGCGACUUCGAUGUAACGGAGAAGGCGGAUUAUUUUGCCGCGGGCGCAAGCGUGCUCUACGGACUGUAUUAUACCCUGAUUCGAAUUUUCCGACUCGACCAGAACACACCGUCCAAACAGACGGUUUUGAGGUGGUGGACUCUCUUUUGUCUCUCUCUUUACGCGGCGCAUGUUGGCUAUCUCACGCUGUGGCGAUGGGACUACACUUACAACAUGGCUGCGAACGUGGUUGUUGGGGUGAUUACGAAUAUCCUGUGGAGUGUCUUUAGCAUCAAACGUUACCAGCGCCUCAAGAAACCAUGGGCUGCCUGGCCUGGUCUCAUUGUCGCAUGGGUCAUACUUGCUAUGAGCCUGGAGUUGUUGGAUUUCCCGCCAUUCUUGGGGAUGAUUGAUGCCCACAGCCUCUGGCAUCUUGGGACAGUGUUGCCUACGAUCUGGUGGUACAAUUUUCUAGUCAAAGAUGCACAACAAGACCUGGAAGGGGUGAGAUUAAAAGCUUAGAUCAGCAUCGCUACAGCGUCAUAGAGGAAGCAAUUAAGCAAGACAUUAGAAUCAUCAGAUUAUUCCACAAAGCAUGACAUUCAUUUCCUUUUCAAAUGUACAAAGUAAUCAGUCACCAUUGAUAUAGGCACCUCGAAAAGGAGACCGUCACACGGUGCAGAAGAGCAAGGCUUGUGGUCAUGGGGGGAGAUCUGACAAGUUUAUUGUAGCUAUAAUCUGACACCUAGAGCUAGUGUGCUAGACAAGUAAAUGAUAACGGGCCAGGGACGGGCAUCGGAGCAACACGAAGGGCCGAUGAUUGAACGAAAUGCUCGGUAAAUGAUUGGCCAGGUUUUUUAACUGGGG